UCAUGGCGGAUGAAGUGGAGCAGCAACCGACCACCAACACUGUGGAGGAGCCGCUCGAUCUGAUCAGACUCAGUCUAGACGAGAGGAUCUACGUCAAGAUGAGGAACGACAGAGAGCUCCGCGGCAGACUGCAUGCGUACGAUCAGCAUCUGAACAUGAUCCUGGGUGACGUGGAGGAGACGGUGACGACGGUGGAGAUCGACGAGGAGACUUACGAAGAACUCUACAAGUCGACCAAGAGGAACAUCCCCAUGCUGUUCGUCAGAGGAGACGGCGUCGUCCUCGUGGCUCCGCCCCUCAGGGUGGGCUAACCCAACGAGCCGCUUCCUGGCGUUGAAGGAGCGUUUUGUGACAGCAGGGACGUUUCUAUAACUGUGAGGGAGAAGAGCGGUGCUGUCAGGACAGGCUAAAAGCAGGAGGGGGAAGAUUAAAAAACAUCUUCAGCUCCCUCGGGUCACCUUCCUCUUACUUUUUUACAUUCAUGACUCGAAGAUCAGGAAAGAAGACGUUUGUUUUGGAUGAAGAAGGCCUGCAGCUUUUUUUUUUUGUUUUUUUUUUUUUUAAAUCUUCAUUUGAGCAAAUUGUUAUUGGAUUGUUUUUUGGAUUGUGGGUGAUUUCAGGACACAGUUUUAAGGAUAUCUCUUUUCAUUUUGCACAGCACUGCAUUUAAUAAAUCCCCACAGUUUUUUAGUUAAGCCAGAAAAAAAAAAACCUAAAAAUGUAAUCACCUCCAGAGGAUUUAGUUGCCUCUUAAUCUCAGUGUCUGCUUGUACCAGACCUUGCUACAAACGGCUCUUCAUGGUUCAGAUUUGUGUGUGUAAACUUGUUUUGACCUGAACUUGAGUGUGUCUAAGAAGUACUGCCAGAGGAAAACGUCUGAAGUGAAACUUGUUGAUUCAAAGCAAAAGUAUUUUAGUUUCUCCGUGAUCCCAAACUCAUGAUCUGUGAAUAUUUGGCGAGUUAUUAAAGUUUCUGUUGGAUGAUGAUUUUUAGUUUCUUUCUUCUUUUUUUUUUUUAUAUACAUAUUUUUGUAGUGUUUAUAAGUGAGUGUGGGAUCAUGUUAUGCUCAUUUGUCUCCAUUUUAUUUGGUAAAAUUUAAUAAUAAAAAAAAGAAAAAAGGUGUUU
Molecule: messenger RNA, 1125 nt
Organism: Scomber japonicus (chub mackerel)
Lineage: Eukaryota; Metazoa; Chordata; Actinopteri; Scombriformes; Scombridae
Gene: lsm3
Product: LSM3 homolog, U6 small nuclear RNA and mRNA degradation associated
Exons: 4
Coding region: 3-311 (102 amino acids)
Biological process (GO): P-body assembly; mRNA splicing, via spliceosome
Cellular component (GO): U4/U6 x U5 tri-snRNP complex; P-body; U6 snRNP
Molecular function (GO): RNA binding
Source: RefSeq, a predicted model, not a curated record